Symbiodinium necroappetens is the source of this 2151-nucleotide messenger RNA. NCBI's taxonomy places the organism in Eukaryota, Dinophyceae, Suessiales, Symbiodiniaceae. The record is from the annotation of a GenBank genome assembly.
AUGUGCUCGGGCGGCAAGCGAGUGCCGGAGGCGGAAGGCCAGGGCCAGGCGCGGGGGGAAGGAGCCACAGCGAUGGUGGACGCGCUCGCGGACAUCACCGGCACCGGCACGCCCUCGAGCGGCGCCAUGUCCUCUCCCGCUUCAUGGCUCCCGGACCGCGGCAGCCUCUCAAGGCUGCUCGCUUCGCCAGUGAACGUGCCGAAAGGAUGCGGCUGUGGCGGCCUCUUAUCUUUGGGGGACUGGCUUCGAUCUCUCUGCGAGCCUUGGCCAGAAGAUGAGGAGCCCGGCCAUGCCCGGUUGCAGCGGCUCCACGAGAAGCGGCUCCGCGAGCAGGCGGCGGAGAGGGCCCUGGCAGAGGCGCGGAAGCUUGCCGAGGAGCAGGAGGCUCGGGAGUGGCAGGAGGAGCUGAAGGUCUUGGAGACGAAGCGUCUGCGUCUGCAAGGCGAGGAGCUGGAGAAAGACUGCCUCUCCUACUUUGCCUCAGCGGAGAUUCUUUUGAAGGAGGACGUCCAAGAGAGGUCCCCCGUGACGGUGGAAGAGGUUCAGCCGGAGGCCAGUGUGGGCCAGCGCAAUGUGACAUCCAAGGAUCCCGUCGAGAGCUGGUUUCGUGGCCUCUUGAAGGAGCCUGCGGAGCCAGAGGACUCCGAGUUCAACUCCUUUGGCGAAAGCGAGCUCCAGCUCGGGCACGGCGGAGCGCUGGCGAAGGCCGUGGAGGCGGCCGCCGAGGAGCCUCAGACUGUGUAUUUUGGUGGAAAGGUAUGCUCGAGAGAUCUUUCGUCAGCUUCCAUCUCCGUGCUGUUGCGAGAAACCUCGGAGUUUCGCGGAGCGCAUCUUCUGGUCAUGGUCGACGGCGGGGCGCGGGUGAUACGAUUUGGCACGAACAUCGUGGCGAGGAUGUGCAUCUUGGAGGUGCAGACGUUGCAAGAACUUGGAAGGACCCUCGGGCAUCAAUAUGUUGCGAGGGGUGCAAAAGCUGCUGGCGAGGAGACCGAAAGCUUCAGCGAACAACUCGACCAGUUGCUCGCCAGGAGUUCACGCAAAUCUUUGGAUAUGGUGGACGUUGGGGAUGCUGAAUCUUCCAAGGCUUCGAAAGCAGAAGAGGCCGCGGACUGGGUUAAAGCGCUGAUGGAAGUUUUAGAAGCCGUGCUCCCGAAACUGCGGAAAGUUUCUGAUGCUUUGGCUGCUUCACCAGACCCGGGCUCCGAACGCCUGUGCCUUGCUUUGGCCGCUUCCGAGCUGGGGCAGAAGUUCCGCUGCUUGGAGGAGAGCCGCCCACAGGGCCCAGCGACUCCAGUCCCUCGCUUCUUCCAUCAGGGUCCGUUUCUGGGGCCCGCGACAGCGGACGUUCUUUGGGGCCUUGUGGCGCAACAGAAGCCGUUGCUGCUGGAAAACUGGGUCCUGGUUCCCGGGUCACCGUUCGGCUGGCAGAUGAUGCGGGCGACCGGCGUCGGCUGGUGGGGGUCGGCCUUGGAUCAGAUCGUCACGCCGCAGAGGCCGCAGAGCUCCCUCAGCACCUUCGAUGCCGGCGUCUGGGGCCGGGCCCCGGAGGAGCAAGAGCAGGUGGCACGGAAGUUGGCCGUGGACGAGGCGGUCUUCUGGUCCGUGGUCUUGGGUGCCACAGCUCCAAAGCUCCGGGCGCUCUGCAAGACCGGGCUCUUCAAGGAAGGCCAAGGCGGGCAGCUGUGGACACUGCUGAGUCACGAGAGGGCAAACGAGCCUGCGUUCCUGCGGAAGAAUGCUUUCCGCCUGCUGGAGUUGCACCGUUUUCAUCUGGCAGCCGCAUUGUUCCUGCUGGCUGGGAGCUGCGAGGAGGCUUUGCAAAUCAUCUCCAGGCAUUUGAAGGAUCUGCAGCUCUGUGUUCUCGUUGCCCGAGACCCGAAGCACCGCGAAGCGCUGCAGAAGGUCUUGCAGCGGACCGAGGCAGCGGCGGAGGACCUCUGGCUGAUGCGGCUGCUGGCCCACCACGGCGGCGCCGAGGCCAUGGCGGCCAUGGAGCCGGCGGCCACCGCAUCCACCGCAUCGCCGGCCUCGCCGGCGACCAUGCCGCGGGCACAACUUCACCAAAGCUUCGAUGGUUUGCGCCUCUCGCAGACGCGGCUCUUGCCGGAAGUGGAGAGGCGAAUCCGAGAUUGUCAGCUUGGGCUUGGCUAA